CGCAGGAGAGAAAGAGUCUCAUUUGCAUUGCUCCAUCUAUUGGCAUAUCUGGCUAUCUAGGUGAUCUAUUCGGGCGGCACGAUGGCGGGAGAAGUUCGGCAGCCCAUCGACCAGGCGUCGUUUGAGCGCUACAUCGACGCCCAGGUCCCGUCUAUCAGGACGCCAUUGACCAUCAAGCAGGUAAAAUUGUUCUUUCUCUCAGCUUGCUAUCUGUAUAUAUAGAGUGCAACUAACGGCAGGUAGUUUGGAUUCGGGCAGAGCAACCCAACGUACCAGCUCAUCUCCGCCGACGGGGCAAAGUAUGUCCUCCGCAAGAAGCCACCGGGCAAGCUGCUGUCCAAGACGGCGCACCGAGUCGAGCGCGAGUACCAGAUCAUCCAUGCGCUGGAGAAGACCGACGUGCCCGUGCCGCGGACCAUAUGCCUGUGCGAGGACGAGAGCGUGAUCGGCACGGCGUUUUAUAUCAUGGAGUUUCUGGAUGGGAGGAUCUUUGUCGACCCUGCCAUGCCGGGCGUGACCCCAGACGAAAGACGAGAGCUAUGGAAAGCGGCGGUGCAGACACUGGCUCGCUUCCACCGGGUCGACCCCCGGAGCGUGGGCCUGGACAAGUUCGGGCGGUCAGGCAGCUUCUACGACCGGCAGCUGGCGACGUUCCAGAUGAUCCACGCAGCGCAGGCGAGCACGCGGGACAUCGAGACAGGGCGACCGGUGAACGAGCUGCCGCACUUUGACGAGCUGGUAGCCUUUUUCACGACGAAGAGCAGCCAGCCUCUGGACCGGUCGAGCCUGAUCCACGGGGACUACAAGAUCGACAACAUGGUCUUCCACCGCACGGAGAGCCGGGUGAUAGGGGUGCUGGACUGGGAGAUGGCGACCAUCGGGCAUCCGCUUUCAGACCUGUGCAAUCUUACGGGCCCCUAUGCCAACGUCGAGGGCGGCCCGGCGGAGACGAGGUUCAGGAGCGAGGGGAUCGAAGGGCUGCCGACGCGAGACGAGUGUGUGAGGUGGUAUGGGGAAGUGAGCGGGUGGGCAGUCAGCGGGCGAGAGCUGGGCUGGGAGAUGCUUUCACGCCUGCGGGGCUCGAUUAUCAUGCAAGGGAUAGCAGCGAGGUAUGCGCUGAGACAGGCAAGCAGUGCGAGGGCGAGGGAGUAUGCCAGUCUGAUGAGCCCUUUGCCCGCAAGGCCUGGGAGAAGGUCUUGCAACUGAGGGAUGCCAC
Molecule: messenger RNA, 1216 nt
Organism: Trichophyton rubrum CBS 118892
Lineage: Eukaryota; Fungi; Ascomycota; Eurotiomycetes; Onygenales; Arthrodermataceae
Exons: 2
Coding region: 466-1206 (246 amino acids)
Source: RefSeq, a predicted model, not a curated record